ACGACGCCACUCUGCUCGACGGAGCGCCGAGAGACGGCAGUGGAGGAAAAGGAGCGCCUGCGCGGUACGGAGUAGCGGUGGACUAGGCGGAGGAUUGCUUCCUGCACUCCUGUCGCAGUUCGGAAUUUGCAGUGCGCCUGCGUGUUGGUGGAGGGGAAGAGGGCGGUGUCCGGUCCCGUGUUUUGAAUGUCUCGAUGCGGCUAGCUCACUAUUUGGCAGGAAAGUGAGGAGGCCUCCAUCCUGGUGGUAGAGUUCGUGUACGGAGAGGAGGAUCCAAAUGUAGCAGAGGCGAAUUGGAGGCAGCAGUGGUGACUGCGGAGUGGGACAAACGAAACAAGGGGAGCAGCUCCCCAUACUGCUGCCGCAGAGAAUCUGGGUGGCCUAGUGAGACAGGAGGACUGCUGCGGCUGCAGUGCUAACACUCCUAGACUAUCCUCCUGGCACUCCCAGGCGCCCAUCCCCCCAGCAGAGUGAUAUAACUGAAAGUGCUUUUCCUAUAUUUGAGGAAGAACGAAUUGAUGAUUGGACGGUAUUUUAAUAAGUAGCUGUUGUAUUACGAGAAUAAGAAGAUAUCUGGGGAGUUGGGAAGAACUGGAUUUUGACCCUAGUCUAGCAGCUCUGCUGCUCACUUAAACACAGAUGAAUGAAGACCCCAUUUGGAAAAUCACCAGGUCAGCGGUCCAGAGCUGAUGCAGGUCAUGCGGGAGUCUCUGCAAGCAUGAUGAAGAAAAGAACUUCCCACAAAAAGCAUAGAAACAAUGUUGGACCAAGCAAACCUAUUUCUCAGCCACGAAGAAACAUUGUAGGCUGCAGAAUACAGCAUGGUUGGAGAGAAGGGAGCGGACCUGUAACACAAUGGAAAGGCACAGUUCUUGAUCAAGUUCCUGUAAAUCCCUCCCUCUAUCUUAUAAAGUAUGAUGGAUUUGAUUGUGUGUAUGGACUAGAACUGCACAAAGAUGAAAGAGUUUCAGCACUUGAAGUCCUUCCAGACAGAGUUGCUUCAUCUCGAAUUAGUGAUGCCCAUCUGGCAGACACAAUGAUUGGCAAAGCUGUGGAACAUAUGUUUGAGACAGAGGAUGGCUCAAAAGAUGAAUGGAGGGGAAUGGUCUUGGCUCGAGCUCCUAUUAUGAACACAUGGUUUUAUAUUACCUACGAGAAAGAUCCUGUCUUGUAUAUGUACCAACUCUUAGAUGACUAUAAAGAAGGUGACCUUCGCAUUAUGCCCGAUUCCAAUGAUUCGCCUCCUGCAGAACGAGAACCAGGUGAAGUUGUAGACAGCCUGGUAGGCAAACAAGUGGAAUAUGCCAAAGAAGAUGGCUCAAAACGGACUGGCAUGGUCAUUCAUCAAGUUGAAGCCAAACCAUCUGUCUAUUUCAUCAAGUUUGAUGAUGAUUUCCAUAUUUAUGUCUAUGAUUUGGUGAAGACAUCCUAGACGUCAUCAUGAACUUCUGCCAAAUUUGUGGAACUAUUAAAUGUAAAAUUUGUAGACACAGACUUGACUGUUUUUCAGUUGAAUGAAAAUUUAGAUGUCCCUGCGAACCCACAAUCUCUGCCAGCAACUGUUUUGUUCUGAAUAAUACAAAUUUAUGUGCUUAUGACACAUCUUAAGAGAGCUCCUUUUCUUGAAGGAAAUCAAUAUAUUUGGGUGGUAGGGAGUUAAAAGCUAAGAACAGUUGCAAAUUCAAGUUGUGUGAAGUCAAUCUAGUAUUGUAAUCUAGAUUUUUUCUUAGAUUAACUUUUUCUUCAACCUUGCAUCACCUGUUCAACUGCCACAUGCAAGUGUAGUUUGCUAUUUUUCAUAUGUCUUCUUUUGCAACAUUAAAUUUAAUUUCUUGGCUACUGGCAGUCCCUGUUUUCUGGGUUGAGACAGAGGUGACUUUUCUGAAAGAUUUAAACAGUUUGUGCAGCAGUAAGGAGUGUCUAACCCACGUAACAUCAAUUUACUGUGUUUCUACUCUUUCAAAUUAAGUUAUUAAAUACUUGUGUGUUUUUUACUAGUCACAGGGCAGUAGGAUAUCAAGUGUUUGACUUAUGCACCUUUCAGUGAAAAGGCUUUAAGCUAUAAAAAUAUAUUUAAUCUGUAUAUCCAGCUAAUUAGAAAAUGAAGGUUAAGGGCCUGUGUUUACAAGUUGUGUAGGAACCAGUAAAAUACACACAACAAAGCUGCCAUUAAUCCUAAAUGUUGUGUUUUGUUUUGUUAUACACAUUUCGUAGCAGAAUACAAGUGCUUGGUGCCACAAGUUUAACAGUAUAUAAUGCUACUUAAGCAGACUUUGGACUACACAUCAGCAAUCAGUAGUCUCUCAUUUAAUAUCAGAACCUAGCAACCUGGAUGUUUGUGUGUGAACUUAGAAAGCUAGUAUUAGUUAAUCUUUUACACAAUAAAUACAAGUUAUGCAGGAGGGGCGUCCUUUUACACUGAGGACCUCCUUUAGAGAAGGAGAAGCAUUUGUUGCCUUCUCCUCAGUCUGCUGUAUUCCUUUGCUUUGUUUUGUGCUGGGCUUUGCUAUUGUUUUUAACCAUUUUGGUUCAAGAAGGCAUAAUUUCAGUGUAUUCUAUUUUUGGCUUUUCCACGUAAGGAGUGUCCAGACAAAUCUACAGUUUAAACCUGUUGUUGCCUUUUGUGGUGUACUUGCUUUGAGGUAUGCCAUUAACAUGAAUUUCAUUCUGUGAACACUAGAGUUAUGCAUGCCAGUGAUGUACUAUCUAAUGGGAGCUAUAGGCUGUCUCAGUGGUUCAGUCAUCUGCAUUAGAUUGUGGAUGCAAAUAACAGCCCACAACAGCAGAAUCCUUUCACAGUUUUAAUCUUGCAACAUAGUUGUAAAUCAAGGUUAGGGUAUUUGGGUUUUUAAGAAUAGCAACUUUUAAAAGCAUCAUAAUUGUAAUGAGGAUCAGCACAGCAACAAAAUUUUCAUGUUGAAACAGAGCUCUACAGGCUUCAAACCACUGCUUCACAGAAAUACAGUAUGUGAAGAAUGUGAAUACAGUCAAUGCUAUUGAUGGAAAGAAGGAAUAUGUAGAUAUCCAACUUGAUGAUGUUAGUGGAAGGAUGCAGGAGAGAUACUGCUAAUCAGAGAUCAGGGGUCUGACCUCUAUUGUGAGUAUUCUUAAUAGCAAAGACUCAGUGGCUUAAAUCCUUUUCUGUCUUUUUUUUUUUUUUUUGCCUGAUUUCAUGCUUUAGCCUUAAGGCUUGUGCCUCAUUAUGGUGUUAAAUGGUAAUACUGUAUAAAUAUGGUAUCAAUUCUUUGUCCCUUGCUACUAUAUUGCAUUAUGUCCUGUAUUUCACCAUGGGCAACCAAAGGCAGGCUAUUGUCUUUCAGUUCAAAACUUCUCAAUCCAGUCUUUAAGCACCAAGUAUCUAGUCAGUAAAUUUUCAUUGUGUUUUGAACAAAAUGAACAGAUUUGCAACACAGUGCUUUCAUCCUGCAGAUCUGUUAUGUGCUUCCUAUUGACUCUUAAGAGUCCUGCAUGUAAAUCUCAAAGCUGAGCCUGGCUCCAUGAGCCCAAGUUGAUAUUUGUGGCACAAGAAUGAGUGUAUUGAUUACACACAAAAUACACUAAUAACUUAGUACAAUGAAUUUUGGGCUUUACAUCUAAGGAUGUAACAACAAGGUUUGUUUUGAAAUAUUUGAGGUUUAGCUCUACUGGAACAUUUUUAGCAUUUGGCUUGCAUUUGUGGGUUUUUAUGUAAGCCACUCUAAUACACCACAUAUUUUGCUAAUUAGAAUAUAAUCUAUACAGUAUAUACUGUCAAAUUUUAUGGUUGUUUUUAGAUGCCCCCAUUGUCUGUUGCAUGGGAUUUUUCUUUUCAUCUUUUUUUUCUUAAGAUUUGUGUGGAGAGGUGGUUUUGGUUUUGUGGUUGGUUUUUUUAACAGCUUAAACCACCGUUUUGAGACUUGAGACUUAUUCCACUCCCUGCCAUCUGUUUUGGGCUUACUUUAGGCUCAUGUUUCAGAUCUCCAUGCAGUGCUUGCAUUACCCUAGUAACUACAUGUUGGUCCCUUGUUCUAGGGGUUCAACAUUACUUUCCAAAUUUAUCAUAGGUCUUGUGAUGACACAAGCCAUGGAUCUUGGUAUAAAAAUUAUUAGCCUCUCAUUUACCUGCUGUAGUAUUGUUGUAUAUUGUGUGUGCAUGAUGUCGAGCUGCCAUGGAAAACUUUUAAAAAGGAAAAAAACCCACCUUAAAUGCAGACCAUCCUUUUUUGCAUGCUUAGAAGGUUAGAACAUUCAAUGUAACAAAUGGAAGUUGCAUGUUAUAAUGUUUAGGUUUGGGGUUUGUUCUGUUUUUAUUUUGUGUUCAGUUUUUUGUGAAUUUCCUUAUUGUGCUCUUUAAAUGGUUGUUAAUAGGAUUAAAUGCACUGGUGAGGCAAACAUAGUUCCAACGAAAGGUAAUUUUCCAGUUGUAUGUCAUACAGCAUUUGAAGGGACCAUGUAUUCUGUUCAAGAAUAAAUAAAAUCAUAAUUGAUAAGUAAAACAAUGAUUUUUUUUUUCUUUUGAAUGCCAAACCCUUAACUAAGUGGGACUACAUAAAGACUGAAAUACUUUGGGGAAAAUCCUAUUUAUAACAAUAGGUAUCUAUCUUCUUUAAAUUAAUUCUUUAAAAUUGAAGAUUUAUCUUCAAAUAGAAUAAAUUAAAGUUGCUUCAGGGAAAAAUAAUUAGAGUAAAAAACAGUUUAUGGUUCCUUGAAAAUGUUGUGCAUUUUGUAUUUUAUAUCAUUUGUGCACUUUGAAUGGUUCUCGGUAUGUGUAUAGUUCAAAGGUCUUCGUGUUCACAUUUUAAAAUUAGGUAGUGACUUCAUCUUUAAAGCUUGGUUUCAUUAUUUUUUAUUUUCUUUGCAUUUAGAAGUAUGAACACUUUAAAUCUGUUACUUAAUUCUGUAAGUAAUUUUUAUAAUUAUGAUGUAACUCUAUCCUUAAAACAUUUAAAAUAAAUCCUUUAUGUGC
Messenger RNA from Zonotrichia leucophrys gambelii, 4945 nucleotides. RefSeq names its product spindlin-Z-like. The record is from RefSeq and is a predicted model, not a curated record. Bases 644 to 1432 code for a protein of 262 amino acids. Gene Ontology annotation, biological process: gamete generation. NCBI's taxonomy places the organism in Eukaryota, Metazoa, Chordata, Aves, Passeriformes, Passerellidae. The transcript has 6 exons.